AUGGCGAGGCCUGAGGAUGACCUGAUUGGAAUCCCAUUCCCAGACCACAGCAGCGAGCUCCUGAGCUUCCUGAACGAGCAGCGUAAGCUGGGCCACCUGUGCGAUCUCACCAUCAGGACGCAGGGUCUCGAGUACCGCACCCACAGGGUUGUGCUGGCUGCCUGUAGCCACUACUUCAAGAAACUUUUUACGGAGGGGGGAGCAGGGGCCGGUGUGUGUGAGCUGGACUUUGUCAGGCCAGAGGCCCUGAGUGCCCUGCUUGAGUUUGCCUACACAGCCACACUGACCAUCAGCAGCGCCAACAUACCGGCUGUACUCCAAGCUGCUCGGCUGCUGGAGAUCCCCUGCGUCGUUGCUGCUUGCGUGGAGAUUCUACAAGGGAGUGGGCUAGAAGUCCCCAGCUCAGAUGAGGAUGACUGUGAGCGAGCCCGACAGUACCUGAAGGCUUUCCCCAUUGCCACCACCACAGCCUCAACCUCAGGAAUACCCAACGGUGAAGAUAGCUCUCCACAGAUGUCCCUUCUACCACAACCUCUGCUUCCACCUCCACCUCGACCUCGACCUGUUGUUGCCUGCUGCAGCCGCAAACCCCAGAAAGCCGCCACACUACUCACCCAUCUCUUGACCUACAAAGAAGGUAACAGUGGGGGCAGUGGGCUUGGAGAUAGCUAUAGUGCCCCGACAGGUGCUGCCUCACUCGCUGAGAGGCCCCUGAACUAUGAAGUCUUUGAAGGUGAGGGAGAAGAGGAGGAGCUGGUAUAUCCCCCAGCCUAUGGGCUAGCACAGAGUAACGAGCCCUCUCUAUCACCAGAUGAGCUGGGCUCAGAUGAAGAUCCCAUCGAUCCCGACCUGUUGGCUUACCUAAGUUCGCUGCAUCAGAACGCCCUGGCACCAGGCCUGGAUGGCCAAGACAAGCCACUGCGCAAGCCACGCCGUUCACAGAUGUCCCAAGAGUGCCCAGUCUGUCACAAGAUAAUCCAUGGGGGAGGCAAACUUCCUCGACACAUGAGGACCCACACUGGUGAGAAGCCCUUUGCCUGUGAGGUCUGCGGCGUGCGCUUCACCAGGAAUGACAAACGGAAGAUCCACAUGCGGAAGCACACAGGAGAACGUCCCUACUCGUGCCCACACUGCCCAGCCCGCUUCCUGCAUAACUACGACCUCAAGAACCACAUGCACCUGCACACUGGGGACCGGCCCUAUGAGUGCCACCUGUGCCACAAAGCUUUCAUCAAGAAGGUCUACCUGCAGCGUCAUCUCAAGGGUAGGAACUGCCUGGAGAUGCACAUCUGAAGGCACCACCGCAAUGAUGAUGCGCCACCUUACUACCCACUACCCUCGACGACCACCUCAUCCCCUGCUGGCCUUGACCUCUCCAAUGGCCACCUGGACACCUUCCAUCUCUCUCGAUUCUGGGAGCAAUUGGCCACCACGGGACCCCCAGUCACUACACAAGGGGCCCCUGAGGAGGAGGAGGAAGAAGGGACACCUACCACAUCACAGGCCGAAGGUGACAUGGAGUCCUCUUAA
Apodemus sylvaticus (European woodmouse) is the source of this 1530-nucleotide messenger RNA. RefSeq names its product zinc finger and BTB domain-containing protein 7B-like. The record is from RefSeq and is a predicted model, not a curated record. Gene Ontology annotation, biological process: positive regulation of gene expression; regulation of transcription by RNA polymerase II. Gene Ontology annotation, molecular function: RNA polymerase II cis-regulatory region sequence-specific DNA binding; DNA-binding transcription factor activity, RNA polymerase II-specific; protein binding. Lineage: Eukaryota; Metazoa; Chordata; Mammalia; Rodentia; Muridae.